Messenger RNA from Haemonchus placei, 564 nucleotides. The record is from the annotation of a GenBank genome assembly. NCBI's taxonomy places the organism in Eukaryota, Metazoa, Nematoda, Chromadorea, Rhabditida, Trichostrongylidae.
AUGACCGACUCUUUUAAACAGUUGAAGCAACUUGCAGAAGACACUGCACCCCAAACCUCUUUCUACCCAGCCCAACCCCUCCCCUCCAGAUGGGGGCUUCAUCAUCCGCCAUUCCUGGAUGAUGUUAGCCGGAAGGCUCAAAAGCACUACUAUAGAAUUCUCUUCAACGAAACAUUGUCGAUAGCUGAGCAAAGGAACAUGAUCAUGGUCUGGGCUAAGAAAAAUAACGUUACGGUAGGUGAAAUGGCUAUGACAGGAAAAGUCAAGAGCUUCUACGGUAAGAUGGGGAAGCGCAUGGAGGAGAUGAACCACAAAGUAGCCAAGCUGAUUGACGCCCUACCAGUGGCUCUUAAGAACCUCACUGCAAUAAUGAAGAACGAGAACCAGACGAUUCUCCAAUUUAUUCUCGAACUAUUUCAGAAGUUCAUUAAUGAGGCGGCGCGAGAAUCAACAUCCUCCAUUGUACCAUUAGGCCGUUGUUCCAUUGAGCAAUGCUGUCUCUUUGUGAAAAUAGUUCAAUUACAAUGGAAUGAAAAGCUUAUGGAUGUCCAGAGCCUCCUGUAA